This is a messenger RNA of Paramacrobiotus metropolitanus, 1863 nucleotides long. RefSeq names its product E3 ubiquitin-protein ligase MARCHF5-like. Gene Ontology annotation, molecular function: zinc ion binding. The transcript is spliced from 4 exons. The record is from RefSeq and is a predicted model, not a curated record. Lineage: Eukaryota; Metazoa; Tardigrada; Eutardigrada; Parachela; Macrobiotidae. Bases 538 to 1512 code for a protein of 324 amino acids.
GGCUUACGUGAGUUACGUCACCGAUUUAUUCCGCGCAGUUUGCGCGGGGUCUACUAGUGAGUAUAAUGAAUACUCGCCAGUCAGUUGCACUUACGGCUGUUUACUUCAGUGACGUGACUUUGUUGUGUUCAACAGCUUAUUAGCCAGUAAUAAGUUUUUGCAGUUUACGCCUUACGGUUAGUAGUUUACUAAAAAUUUUUCGGUUUCGAUAAAUUUAGUUCUUUUAUCUAAUGUGCGGGAAUUCCUAACAGAAUUCUGCUUUGAAUUUUGAACACAUUCAAUAAUGUUUUAGCUGUUGGCUGUUAAUAGUGUUUGAGUUCUCCUAUGCAGCUGAGCGUUUACCUGCAGAUCAGCAGAUGUGAUCGAUUGCGUAUACAUACUAUCAGUAUCCACUCCAGUUUCCAGUCGAGUUCUGCAGUGCUUGAGUUUGUUGGUUUACUUUUGGCGAUGUUCGCGAAUCGCGCAGUUCUGGUUUUCGAGAACUAUCUAUAGCCGUGUUUAUCUCUUUAAACGUAAGUUUGUUCGGGAAGAUUCAUCAUGGAUCCGGUCCCUCCAUCUGUCGCGCUGGAUGUGGAAUCCACUGGCACUGCGCAGAUGUUACGGGGAAAUCCCGUGCAUGAUCCAGUGGCGAGUGGCAGUCAUUCCGUCGCCUUCGAAGUGAAGAACGGUGCUAACAUGGUAGACACAUCCGUGCUCGAGAGAGCGUGUUGGGUGUGCUUCGCGGGUGAGGAAGAAGAGCCCAAUAUGCGCUGGCUGCGUCCGUGUCGUUGUCGGGGAUCCACGAAGUGGGUGCACUAUUCGUGUCUGCAGCGAUGGAUUGACGCUCAGCAGAAAGGGAUCGUCACCAUUCCAGUCGCGUGUCCACAGUGUGGCGCCUUCUAUCUGGUCAAAUUCGGAGACGUAGGUAUUGUACAUAAAGUUCUGGAUCGUGUGGAGCGAUAUAUCAAUAAAGCGUGCCCAUAUUUUGCGGGAUUAUGCCUGGUUGGAGCCACAUACUGGACAGCUGUUUCUUACGGAGCUUUAACUGUCAUGCAGGUGUUGGGACACCGCGAAGGUCUGCAGUUAAUGGAGCGGUCAGAUCCGAUGCUCCUACUACUUACCCUCCCCAGUAUUCCGGCCUGCUUAAUCUGGGGUAAGAUGCUGCGCUGGGAGGAUUACAUUGCGCGCAACUGGCGCUGGAUCAUGCACUCCAUCUGUCCGUUCGUCUUUGACCGUCCCGAGCAGAAUCUGGCCUAUGCCGAACAGCAAAGCUCCCCGUCGCGGAUAUUGUGCGGCGCCCUGGUCUUUCCCACCAUUGCCACAUUAAUCGGUCGCUUUCUACUGGGCCAGCGUGUCAAAUCCAAUUUGGAGCGCACUGUACUUGGCGGCAGUGUAUUCAUUGCCAUCAAAGGUAUACUGCGCAUUUAUUACAAGCUCAAGCAUAAUGAGCAGUAUCAUAAACGGCAAAUUAUGGAUGCCCCUGAAACGCGAGAUGCUGAUACUCAGGCUGAUACCGGAGAAGACCACUAUUAACAGUAUGCUCGCCAUCACAAAGACAUCCUUGAGAAUUAUGACUCUUGUUGUGAAGGUGCUGGACAGUGUGUCAUACUAUCAUGCGGUAGCGCUUCGCUACGUAUGUUUGUAUGCAGUCACUUCCGGGAUUUCGUUCCCCCCUGUGAUCGGUGUGGUUUUCAGUUGGUGUACAGAACAGCAUUCAUUAGCAUAGCGGAUUGUUUUUCUUUUUUUGGCGCAGCGGUGUUAAUUUGUCUGUCAGGUGGUGAUGUAAUUGUACUCUGUUUACUGCGGGCAAAAAUGGCCUGUAGGUGUACGGGUAUAACGAUGAAGAGCGCGGUUAUGAAAUGGAGUGAAUAGUGGAGCGCCAAA